This is a messenger RNA of Pygocentrus nattereri (red-bellied piranha), 2721 nucleotides long. It is a transcript of the gene atg14, whose product is annotated as autophagy related 14. Gene Ontology annotation, biological process: mitophagy; cellular response to starvation; autophagosome assembly. Gene Ontology annotation, cellular component: phosphatidylinositol 3-kinase complex, class III; autophagosome; mitochondria-associated endoplasmic reticulum membrane contact site. The coding region runs from base 74 to 1600 and encodes 508 amino acids. NCBI's taxonomy places the organism in Eukaryota, Metazoa, Chordata, Actinopteri, Characiformes, Serrasalmidae. The record is from RefSeq and is a predicted model, not a curated record. The transcript is spliced from 11 exons.
CAACAUCCGUCACGUGGUACAGAGAAGCGCCCGGCCAAACUGCUCCAUCGCAGGAACAUUGCAGUACUGUAUUAUGGCGUGUCCCCCGGAAAGUGAAGUCCGGACUGGGGGCUCCAGUGAAGCCGCUGAAGGAGCCGCAAGGGCCCGGGCUCCUAUCCGACAGUCUCCCGCAGCAAUGGCAGCCUCUCCGGGGUCAAUGAUGGUAGAGUCGGUGGACGAUGCGGAGGGGCUAUACGUUGCGGUUGAAAGAUGCCCACUGUGUAACACAGCGAGACGGAGGCUGACCUGCGCUCGAUGCAUUAAGGCGGGCGACUUCGUUUAUUUUGAUGGCAGAAACACUGAAAGAUACACAGAAAAGUUGGAAAGGCUUCAGGAGAUGAAAAAUGAAAAAGAGAAUCUUCAGCAAAGAGUCAUCAAUGCUAUGGACAAGAAGGUCCAGGCAGACCAACUUAAGUGGAAAAUCAUGUCAUGCCGGAUGAAAAUUGAGCAGCUGAAAGAAGCAAUCUGCAGUGGAAAUGAAGAAGUGAAGAGUGGCAAAGAUCUGUUGCUCCGCUCCCAGGAAGAAGGCCAGAGACUGCAGCGCCGGGCUAGUCGGCACCAAGAGAAGAGGGACAAGAUAGAGCGUCAUAAUCGUCGCUUAAGUGAGCUGCUGGAUAAAAGGACUAAAGAGUUGCAGGGCCGACUGGAGGCUCUGGCUGAGGUGCGGAGGGGCCACAUCCUGGAACUUACCACCUACAUCUUCCCCACACAAGAGGAGAAGCAGGGCAGCAGGGACCCAGCUGAUCCUGCUGUGGCAGAAUAUGACUUUGCCCUCACGUCUAGCACAGUAAGUGAGUUAGCUGAAGCCCGUCGAACAACUUACAUGUCUGGACGGUGGAUCUGGGAUGACCAGAAUGGAGAGACAAGCAUUAGUAUCACUGGACCUCAUGUCACUCUGCCCAGCAAUGGAGAUUGUUCAGCCUAUUACAGUUGGGUAGAGGAGAAAAGCAUUAAUCCAGGCCCAGAGCUGGAUCAUAUAAAUCCAGCCCACACCAUUAGUGCAGCUCUCUGCUAUGCUACUCAGCUUGUUAAUAUCCUUUCUCAUAUUCUGGAUGUCAAUCUGCCCAAAAAGCUGUGCAACAGUGAGUUCUGUGGUGAUAAUUUGAGCCGGUACAGAUUUACUCGCGCUGUCAACAAACUGAACACCAACAUCCUGCAUCUCUGUUUCUCCCAGCAUGUAGACAGUGAGCUGCUCCAUCCCCACCAUACAUUGAGGAACAUCAUGUUUUUAGUCUCUCCAGAGAACAAGAACCUUGGCAGGACUGGGCCGUUUGAGGUCAGUGCAGACUUGGAAGACUCAAUGGAGUUUGUGGAGCCAGAGGCUGCAGUGCCUGCGGAGGAAAGUGGAGAUGAGGCAGUGACUGAUGAAGAGACAGACUUGGGUACAGACUGGGAAACAGUACCUAGCCCUCGCUUCUGUGAUAUUCCUUCUCAGCCCAUGGAUCUGUCUCAGAGUACAGCCAUGCAGGCCUCCCAGCCAGUAGGCAACGCUGGAGGAAUGAUCUCCUCUGCUGCUGCCUCAGUCACUUCCUGGUUCCGUGCCUACACUGGCCAGCGCUGAGACGCAGCUGGGGUGCAGACUGCUGUAGCUAUGCAAACAGACAAUUUGUUUCUCCCUCUUUUGUCAGAUCUCAUUGGAAAAAGGGAUGUUUACGGUCACCUGACAGCAUGGUUAAAAAAAAUGAAUGUGUGUGGUGGAAAUGAGGGGAAGGAGACCAUUUCCAAAAGCAACCCGUUUCUGACAAGGAACGCAAGCUGUGUUUUGAGGGUUGAUUAUAGAAGUAGGACUUAAACUGCUCACUCUGACAUUUCAGACCUUUUGUAGCUCACAAACACUGUAGAUGCCCCACAUUAUCCACCGUCUGCAAUUAGCCUCUCUGCUAUAAAGCUUGAUACAUAGAAGAGACAUGUUGUGUCAGCAAGGUAAGAAAACACACAAGAGGUGUUUGUGCAAGUUGCAAGUCACAUUGAUGGGCUUGUGUACUUUCACAGAAACACUUUAUUUUUUUUGAAUAUGGGAGCAAACAAGUUGAAAACAACUUGCUGGGUAAGCUCACCACACCCACGCGUCAGAACCUCCCUUCCAGUGUGAGACUCCCUUCAGAACCACCACGAGAUUGUAGUUAGUGGCUUAGUGUGUUCACUUAUUUUAACACUGCAAGAGUAGUAAAUGUAAGACAUUGGUUGUCAGACUCAUCUAUGACAGAGAGUGACUGUGCUGGCAGAUGCUGGCUAGUCUGAUUUUGCUGAAAAAUGAAAAUGCACCUUCUCACCAGCUAUUCAGCGACCCUAACUGUAUAAAUGUUGCAGUAGUCUGGGAAUGAAUUAUUGAUAUGGGUGUGUUUGUAUGGUAUUUUACUAAAUUAUAUAUAUAAAUAAAGGAAUUUUACUUUAGGAAGAAAUAACCGUGGGGAUGCUCAUUUUAUGCCAUCUUGGUAGUCCUGCCUUUCCUUCUAUUACUACAAACUACUACGGGCUGUGGUAGGCAUGAACUUUAGAACUGAAAUGUUGAUUAAAAUGUUGAUUCAAAUUUAUAUCAUGGUUUGGUUGGGUUCUAUUGAUGUAUUGGCUCUGUCUUGGUAAGUAUGCAUCUUAAAUUUGGAGGACACUUAUGUGACAAGCAAUAUUUUGUAUGUUUGGGCAAAACUGAAAAAGUAUAAUAAAAAAAAAUUGAAACUGAAA